Puntigrus tetrazona (Sumatra barb) is the source of this 2761-nucleotide messenger RNA. RefSeq names its product FLVCR heme transporter 2b (gene flvcr2b). Gene Ontology annotation, cellular component: membrane. The transcript has 11 exons. Gene Ontology annotation, molecular function: heme transmembrane transporter activity; heme binding. The record is from RefSeq and is a predicted model, not a curated record. NCBI's taxonomy places the organism in Eukaryota, Metazoa, Chordata, Actinopteri, Cypriniformes, Cyprinidae. Bases 223 to 1731 code for a protein of 502 amino acids. Gene Ontology annotation, biological process: heme export; transmembrane transport.
UGUUUGAAGAGUUUCUGCUGCGGCAACCGGACACUUUAUUAAGUCCGAGCAGAGGAAAGCAUGCGCUGAUGCACUAUGGGAGGUUCAUCCACUAGCAUUUAAACUCAGGUAACAUGUCAUUCGUUUAUUAUGUAGAACGUAUUUAGUUAGAACAGACUUUGACAUGUUAUACAGUACUGCAGCGAGUUCCAAUAAUAUUAGACCGGCGUCUCCUCAUUAUGAAUGAAUGAGUCGUUCAGGGAAGUUCGAGUGAAAAUGGGUGAUGAAUCAAAGCAAGCGGACGGAGAGGUGAACGAUAACAAGUAUUUCCCAAAAACAGACUCCACCGAUGCAGAGGUGACUUUUGAAUACCGAAACACACCGCCGGAAACGCGUUUAUAUAAAAAGAGAUGGGUCAUAGUGCUUUUAUUCAGCUCGUACUCGCUGUGUAACUCCUAUCAAUGGAUUCAAUACGGAAUCAUCAACAAUAUCUUCAUGCGCUUCUACGGCGUGGACUCUUUCACCAUUGACUGGAUGUCCAUGAUUUACAUGUUGACGUACAUUCCGCUCAUUUUCCCCGUCUCUUGGCUCUUGGAUAAAAAAGGGCUGAGGGUCAUCGCGCUCGUGGCCGCCGCUCUGAAUUGCACGGGCACGUGGAUCAAGGUGGCCAGCGCGAGACCGGACCUUUUUCCGGUCACAUUUUUGGGUCAGUUCACUUGCUCGGUGGCUCAGGUGUUCAUCCUCGGGAUGCCCUCGCGCAUCGCGUCGGUGUGGUUCGGAUCGGAAGAAGUGUCCACUGCAUGCUCCAUCGGGGUCUUCGGAAAUCAGUUGGGGAUCGCCAUAGGCUUUUUAGUUCCACCAAUACUGGUUCCAAAUGUGGACGAUCUGGACAAGUUGGCGGCUUACAUCAGAGUCAUGUUCUACAUCACGGCGGGGGUGGCCACCUUCCUGUUUGUACUGGUUAUUAUCGUGUUUGAGGAGCGUCCGGAGAUCCCUCCCACCCACUCUCAGGCCGCAUCCCGGCGGAUCUCUCCCGAGAGCUACUCAUACACAGCAUCCAUCCUCAGGCUGCUCCGCAACAAAGCCUUCAUCCUCCUCGUCAUCACUUACGGGCUGAAUGUUGGCUGUUUCUAUGCUGUCAGUACGCUUCUCAACCGAAUGAUCAUUGAACACUAUCCUGGAGAGGAGGUGAACGCCGGCAGGAUCGGCCUCACCAUCGUGAUCGCUGGCAUGGUGGGAUCCCUCAUCUGUGGGAUCUGGUUAGACCGAUCUAAGACGUACAAACAAACGACUUUAGCCGUGUAUGUGAUGUCGCUUGUGGGUUUGGUGCUUUAUGCUUUUACCCUGGACCUGGGUCACCUGUGGGUGGUCUUCAUCACAGCAGGAGCUCUCGGGUUCUUCAUGACGGGUUACCUUCCCCUCGGUUUUGAGUUUGCAGUCGAAUUGACUUACCCAGAGUCGGAGGGGACGUCUUCGGGUCUUCUGAACUGUUCUGCACAGGUAUUUGGGAUCAUUUUUACGAUCUGUCAGGGGAAAAUCAUGGACUCUUUUAAUACUCUGGCUGGGAAUCUGUUCUUGUGUGCCUUCCUCCUGAUAGGAACCAUAAUUACAGCCUGUAUUAAGUCAGAUCUACGCAGACAGCUGGCAAACCAGCAAGCACUGGCAGCUAACGACAACAAAGAAAAGGAAGAAAAGAUAAUGCAACUUAAAAAAUUAAGUGUAAUGACCUAUGACAGAACAGUAGAACAUUGAGUGGAAAAUGCAUACAAAGAAAAAUACUAAUUUAACUGCUCAGGCAGCAUUGGGCAGGUCAGACGUUCAGGAUCACAGUGGGACGUCUCUCCUUCCCUCCACACACAUGUGAUCAAUCAAUUACUGCCUGAUUUUAUUGCUCACUGUGGUUCAGGUAUGGGUGGCAAACGCGAUCAGCCCUUCUGAUUCACGAUCGAUAAGGCUCGUUUUAAUUCUUGCUUAUGAAGUGAUUCAGAUGUGCUUUUGAUUCUCUCUCAGAGAGCAAAGUUCAUGAUUUUUUUGCCUACUCUGUCUGAACGCUUCACCCUUGAGCUUUGUACGUGUGUGUGCGUGUGUGUGUGUUCAUUGUAGCUUGGUGCUCGACGUGUACUAACAUUUAACCUUCGUUUAAUCCACUAACAUACUAACUGCAGAGGUAUGCAUGCAACUGGUUUGUGGCCAACAGGGGGCGCAAUUUUACUGAUUAUCUAUUAGUGAUGAUGUGUUUUAUGUUUGCAGGGCCCUGUGGAAGUGUCAUCGGCACAAGCUUUAGAAGCCAAACUCUAAUGUGAUCCAGGGACGGAUUGUGUUUAUCCGGCCUUAAAUUUCGAACUUUUGAAUUGUUAUUUGGUUUGUGUUUGUGUUUGUGUGUGUAUGUUCAUUUGAACUGUGUUGAGAGUUUAUAACAGCCAGGGACUGAUCGUUUUUUUUAGUUUUUUUUUUUUGUUUUGUUUAUUUGUCUUUUUGCAUGUUGUGAUCAUUUGAGUUAACUUGAUCACUAAUCAUCUCAAAUAGGAUAUAUUCUAUUUUUAUAAACUAGUUUAUCAAUUGAUGAUUUAAUUUAUUAAUGGUAACAUAAAUUGCAUUUCAUUAAACAAUUUCUUAUUGCAUGUAAAAAAAUUUAAAUUUAAAAAAUAAAAAUAAAUCUGAUGAAACUCAUAAGAAUGUGGAGCAUUUCAAUAUUGUCUGAACUUUAUAAUAGAAACCGAAGCAACACCAUUAAGAACUGUUUUAUUUUUAUACAGUCGUUUAAUUUUUUUUUUUACUUUAA